UUUAAAGGAGAACAGACAGAACACAGGAGCACACAGGACGAGGAGCACACCAUGGAGCUGUACCUGGACCUCAUCUCUCAGCCCUGCCGCGCCGUUUUCAUGUUUGCCAAAAUCAUCGGCAUUCCUUUUGAAUUUAAACUGAUUGAACUUGUCAAAGGGCAGCAGUUCAGCGAGGAGUUUGGAAAAAUCAGUAUUGUGAGGAAGGUUCCUGUUAUGAAGGAUGGAGACUUCAUUCUGACAGAAAGCAUUGCAAUCCUUAAGUACAUGGUGCAGAAAUACCCGACUUUAGUUGCAGACCACUGGAUGCCAGCGGACCUGCAGCAGCGAGCUCGUGUUAAUGAAUACCUGUCUUGGCAGCACUUGAACACCAGAGCUCUUGGAUCAAAGGUCUUCCUGCUCAAGGCUGUGUUUCCUAUAGUUAUGGGCUCAGAUACUCCAAAGGACAAGCUGGAUGUUGCCAUUGCUGAUUUGAAUCAGGCACUGAAUCUGCUGGAGAAGAAAUUCCUCCAGAACAAAUCAUUUAUCGCUGGAGACAAAAUCUCUCUGGCUGAUCUGGUGGCCAUUGUGGAGGUCAUGCAGCCACUUGGAGUUGGCGUGGAUGUGUUUGAAGGCAGGCCAAAGCUGAGCGCUUGGAAAGCUCGAGUGAAGAUGGAGCUCGGAGAAAAGUUGUUUGAUGAAGCCAACAAGGAUCUGAUGAAUGCCAGCUCCGUGCCGGAGACCAUGAAGAACAGCAAAUACCUGGAGAUAAUCAAACUCAAGUUCCAGAGGUUGUUUCACUGAAGAUGUUUCUGCAACAAACAUAGCCAUCCAUGUUGUCCAGUUUCUCUCUACGUUAGAGCUCAUGAAGAAGUCUUAAAAAGCAAUAAAGCAUUUGAGUAUUGUGGUAAAA
Messenger RNA from Thalassophryne amazonica, 889 nucleotides. Its product is annotated as glutathione S-transferase theta-3-like. The coding region runs from base 52 to 780 and encodes 242 amino acids. Lineage: Eukaryota; Metazoa; Chordata; Actinopteri; Batrachoidiformes; Batrachoididae. Gene Ontology annotation, biological process: glutathione metabolic process. Gene Ontology annotation, cellular component: cytoplasm. The transcript has 5 exons. The record is from RefSeq and is a predicted model, not a curated record. Gene Ontology annotation, molecular function: glutathione transferase activity.